AAAUAAGAACCUUAUGUAUCCCGUGACUUGCCUUUUAGAGAUCGAAACGGUGAGACUAACGGCUAGCUAAUUCCACAUAUCACACUACGCCAUGGUCUAAGCCCAACAAGCGGUGGAUCUCUCACGUGAAAUUCACCGUUUUUACACCACGUCUAGUUCUGUACUCCCAUGCAAAUCUUAAGCGUCCCUACCAACCAACAUAUAAACCCACUAAGUUCUCCUUCACCUCUAAUUUGGUGAAAAAACAAACUACAUCCAUGGAAGCUUUAGAGCAGAAAUGGAAGCGAACAACACAUCAACCAAUUCUCCUCCCCCUGUGCACAUGUUUCGCCAUUUUUGUACUUUGCACGGCCAUGGUUUUCAAGAUUAAGACUCGAAGAAAACAAGUGAUGGACCAUGGCACAAUCGAAGUUAGCUCCAAGGAUGAAAAAUGGUUCGAGCCCAGUUGUAAUUGGGCCAAUUGUGUACCGAUAAGAAGGGCAUUAGUGGGCUCGGUGAGGUGGAGUUGCGCAAAAAGGUGGGAGGAAGGUAACUUUGGUGGUGGGUGGAGGGAGAAAAAAACGCCACUUCUUGGCUUGGAAAACAGCCGCGAGGAUGGCAUUGGCCGGCUGAGUUACAACCCGGUGUCCCCGGUGUGGCAGCGGCCCAUACUUAUGGGGGAGAGAUGUCAGCUGCCGAGGUUCAGUGGGCUGAUUUUGUAUGAUGACAAAGGCCGGUUGCUUGAUCAUUCCGCUAAAAGAACACGUCUCAAAAACAACAAUACUCACCAAGCAAAACCAGCUACUGUAUCGAGAACAACUCUCAGAGAUUUGCUACAAUUUCCUUUUCAGUCUGGGCUUCAAUAGAUAAUGUGAUUCAUCAAUUUCCUUCUGCAAUAAGAAUCUUCAUGUAUAAAGAAACUUGCUUCCUUCUGAAAUAAGAAUUCUACUGUAUAGACAAUUCACCACUAGCAUCUCCAUCAAUGCCUUGCCAACUAUAUAACAACUGUAGAGAAACAAGUAAAGCGGAACACCCGCAAAGUAAUUCGCAAUUUCAUUGUUUAUUUGCAAAAGAAACUGAGAAUGCAAUCAUGAUAUAAUUAGUUUUACAUAAUAAAGAAUACAGAUGCUUCACCAAAUUUUGUAUAUUAACAUUCAACACCGCUCGAUUUGGCAGAGUGGCAGAGAAACCAGAAGCCAUUCACAGCCUUCUUGCGUUGCAUAGCAAGAAAUUAGAAGAAAUCAACCAUGAUCUGAUGAAGAUCUCCCAGCUUUUAGUCAGAAAUUAUCUGAACAAACUGCACUUGGGAAAAAAA
Molecule: messenger RNA, 1294 nt
Organism: Carica papaya (papaya)
Lineage: Eukaryota; Viridiplantae; Streptophyta; Magnoliopsida; Brassicales; Caricaceae
Source: RefSeq, a predicted model, not a curated record